AUGGCUUUGUCCACUGAGAUCUAUUCCCAACCUGCUCUAAACAUUGCAAAUUGUGUGACUGUAAAACUCUCCGAAAGAACCUAUUUACUUUGGAAGACUCAGUUCGAGUCGUUCCUUUGCGGUCAAGGACUCCUGGGGUUUAUCAAUGGUUCUACUCCGAGACCAGUUGCUGCUACAAACGCUGACAACACUCCAAACCAGACCUAUCAAGCUUGGAUUCGUUCAGAUCAAGUCGUCAGAGCAUGGCUUUUAGGAUCGUUAUCAGAAGACAUUCUCUCCAAAGUCAUCUCCACAUCGACAUCUCAAGAGGUAUGUAACUAUCUCGCUGCUCACUUCAAUAAAGUAUCCUCGGCUAGGCUGUUUGGUUUACAAAGGAAGCUGCAAAACACUGAAAAGAAAGAUAUGCCUAUGGUCGAUUAUUUAAAAGAGCUUAAGAGUGUGUGUGAUCAGCUAGCUUCUGUCGGUAGUCCUGUUAGUGAGAGAAUGAAAAUUUUUGCUGCUUUGAAUGGCUUGAGUAGAGAGUACGAACCUAUCAAGACCUCCAUCGAAGGAAUGCUAGAUGGUACCCCAUCACCAACUCUAGACGAUGUGAUACCACGCCUCACUGCCUUUAAUGAUCGAUUGCUUAGCUACACUGAAGAAACAAGCAUUUCUCCACACCUGGCGUUUAACACGCAACAGUUUGUCAGCUCUCACUACAGCAACAGAGGUAGAGGAAACAGAUCCAGAGUCAGAGGAGGAUACUCCACUAGGGGUAGAGGAUUUCAUCAACAAAUAUCAGCCUCCUCUAGGUCUUCUGGUCAGUCUGCAGAUAACAGAGCCAUCUGUCAAAUAUGCGGCAAAGCAGGGCAUGCAGCAUCCACGUGCUGGCAUCGGUUUGAUAAUACUUAUCAACCUGAUCUUCCUGCAGCCUUAGCUGCCUUACGCAUCACCGAUGUGACAGAUCAAGCAGGUCAUGAAUGGGUUGCUGACAGUGGAGCUACGACACAUGUAACCGGGUCUCAGAGUCAUUUGCAGAACUCUCGUCAAUAUGAAGGUAAUGAUACCAUUAUGCUUGGGGAUGGGAAUUUCUUACCCAUCACUCAUACUGGCGCAACUUCUCUACCAACAACAUCAGGUAACCUGCCUCUUAAAGAUGUUAUAGUGGUGCCUGGACAAGGCAACAAAGAAGCUCCUCACAACCGGUCCUGA
Camelina sativa (false flax) is the source of this 1191-nucleotide messenger RNA. The record is from RefSeq and is a predicted model, not a curated record. Lineage: Eukaryota; Viridiplantae; Streptophyta; Magnoliopsida; Brassicales; Brassicaceae.